Molecule: messenger RNA, 1410 nt
Organism: Coniosporium apollinis CBS 100218
Lineage: Eukaryota; Fungi; Ascomycota; Dothideomycetes
Exons: 2
Coding region: 1-1410 (469 amino acids)
Biological process (GO): transmembrane transport
Cellular component (GO): fungal-type vacuole membrane
Molecular function (GO): transmembrane transporter activity
Source: RefSeq, a predicted model, not a curated record
AUGGCGCGCUCGCCGGAUCUGGAGUCACGAGCAUCGUCAUCGUUGACCCAUGCCUCAACGCCUGAGCUUGCAAUUAAGGUUGAUGAAGAGCAGGGAGCCGGUAUUUCAAGAGAGAUUGUCGAUGCAUCCGGCACAGCCCCUGAGGCGGAAAAGGAACCACCACCGCCAAUUGGAGAGCCUGUCUCGAAAGUUGUUUCGGUGAACAAUAUCGGUGCAAUUCCCAAUGGGGGACUUGUGGCAUGGCUUCAAGUUGCUGGAGCUUUCUUUCUGUUCUUCAAUUCAUGGGGUAUCGUAAACUCGUUUGGCGUAUUUCAGACGUACUAUGAGAGCGAGCUGCUCCAGGAUUCCAACGCAUCAGCUAUCUCAUGGAUUGGCUCCAUUGAAGCAUUCCUCUUGAUGCUGGUCGGUGCCCUUACCGGUCCGAUCUACGAUGCAGGCUACUUCCGUGAGCUCCUAUGGGCGGGCUCGUUCCUCGUCACCUUUGGAUUAAUGAUGCUCAGCAUCUGCAAGGAGUACUGGCAGGUGCUGCUCGCUCAAGCCUUCUGUGUUGGGUUUGGAACAGGCUGCCUCUUCGUUCCAAGCGUGGCCAUUCUCUCGACUUACUUCACGACUCAUAUCGCCACUGCCAUGGGCCUUGCUGCCGCAGGGAGCAGUCUCGGAGGCGUCCUCUACCCUAUCAUCUUCUAUAGGCUCCAGCCGCUGAUAGGAUUUGGCUGGACGACGCGCACUAUCGGGUUCAUCGUCUUGGCAACGCAGCUAAUCCCGAACCUGUGCAUGAAAGUGCGAGUGUUGCCAGCUUCGAAGCGUAAGAUUGUGGACUGGUCGGCCUUCCGUGAGCCGCCUUACGCUCUGUUCGUCGUUGGCGGCUUCCUCGCAUUCAUGGGCCUUUACACGCCCUUCUUUUACAUUCAACUCUUCGCUAUCCAGAGCAACAUCGCCGACACCAAUCUUGCCUUCUACUUGCUCCCAAUCUUGAAUGCGUCAUCCAUCUUCGGCCGGAUCUUCCCAAACAUGGUCGCCGACAAGGUGGGGCCGUUCAACAUCAUCGUACUCUGCGCUAUUAUCAGCGGCAUUCUAGCCCUUUGCCUGAAUGCCGUCAGCAGUAUCGGAUCUCUAAUCGUCUUCUGCAUCCUCUAUGGAUUCUUCUCAGGCAGUUUCGUUUCUCUGCCUCCCACUAUUCUAGUGGGGCUCUCACCUAAUCGUGGCAUCAUCGGAACACGGAUGGGCAUGAACUUCGCGUGCGUAGCAGUGGGUAUACUCAUUGGCACACCCAUUGCCGGAGCAAUCCUCGACACCUCCGGCUUCACAGCUGUGUGGAUAUUUGGCGGUGUCCUGACGGUUUUGGGGGGUUGCGUCAUCGGUGUCGCUAGGGUUUGUAAGAUUGGUUGGAAGUUGACCGCUUUCGGCUGA